GUUGCUUACGUGAUCUGGAAAUAAGAAAACAAAUCGAUUAGUGCCGCAAAAAAAGAAAAGGAAAGGAAAGAAGGAAUAACUGGCUGACUUGACUUGACUUGACUGCAAUCUGAAUUUCAUUUAUACAAAUAAAUUAGUUAAGUAGAAAAAUGGGUGCAAUUCUUGGGACUGCCGGGUGUGUGGCAUGCUGUUGUGGUUCAGCUGCGUGCAGUUUAUGCUGCUCUGCCUGUCCUUCAUGCAAAAAUUCAACAUCAACAAGGAUAGUUUACUCCUUGUUCUUGCUUUUCACCACCAUCGUAUCAUGUAUUAUGCUGUCGGAUAAAGUCGAGGAUCAAUUAAAGAAAAUUGACUGGUUUUGCAAGAAGACAGGUGUUGGAACAUGUUCAGCUAUUGCUGGUUAUGAAUCAGUGUACCGGGUUGAAUUUGGUGCAGUCAUGUUCUUUUUACUCUUUGCUAUACUUUUGAUUGGGGUCAAAUCUAGUCGAGAUCCAAGAUCAUCAAUACAAAAUGGUUUCUGGGCAAUCAAAUUCUUGAUUUUGAUUGGUAUUAUUGUUGGAGCCUUUUUCAUCAAGAACGAAGAUGAUAAAUUCACCAAUGGAUGGAUGAUAACAGGUCUAAUUGGAGCUUUCCUCUUCAUCUUGGUGCAGUUAACAUUACUUAUUGACUUUGCACAUGCUUGGAACGAAAAUUGGGUGGAUAACAUGGAAGAAUCUGGUUCAAAAUGUUGGAUGGCAGGCCUGUUAAUGUCUACAUGUAUUAUGUAUGCAUGUACAAUUGGUGCCAUUGUUUGCAUGUUUAUAUAUUUUACACAAUCAUCCACUGACAGUUGUCACUUGGAAAAGUUUGUUGUGAGCUUUCAACUCAUUAUGUCUAUUGUGAUAUCUGUCAUGGCGAUUCUUCCUUCAGUGCAAGAACAUCAACCUAAAUCAGGUUUGUUACAAGCUGCUACGAUUUCUUUGUACACAUCGUAUUUGACAUGGAGUGCACUUUCUUACAGACCAGGAACAUGCAAUGAAUUCAACUCAGCUAUAGCAAAUGGUAAUCUCAGCUUGGACGCACAAUCAAUCAUUGGUAUUGUCGUCACAUUUGUGCUCGUGAUGUUUGCAUGUGUUCGCACUUCGUCGUCAUCUCAAAUCGGUAAACUUGGUCUUGGUGACUCUGAAAAUACCAACCUUGGUGGCGACCCAAGUGGUGCAGCAGCUGACCCAGAACAUAAAGGACAAGUGGUGUAUGAUGAUGAGACAGAAAGUUUAACGUACUCCUACACGUUUUUUCAUUUCACCAUGAUCCUUGCAACAUUUUAUCUCAUGAUGACUAUCACCAACUGGUACAAACCUGACGACACACAGUUGUCGAAGCUCACAAGUUCAAGUGCUGCAUUUUGGGUUAAAAUUUCAUCCAGUUGGUGUUGCAUGCUUUUGUACAUGUGGACGUUGUUAGUCCCGGUCCUCUUCCCUGAUCGUGAUUUCAGCGGCUGAGAAACUUUUUGCGGCUAUCAGAACAUGCAAAGGAAACGAUUUUAUUUAAAGUAAUUGUGUUUCGUUUAGUGGAAUAAUUUUUUUAUUAAAAAUGUUAUGCAAAAAUUCGUUCUUAAAUAGAUUCGUAUACGUAAGCACAGCGAUGUUGCGGAUGUUAUUUCUUCAGUAUAGUGUAAAUUUGAUUCAUUUUGUAUAUUUCUGUAUUUUCCGUUUUUACAACCUUUGAUCGUGUGUUCUUCGUAUAGUACUGUCAUUUCUUUUUUUCCAUCUUGCUCAUAUAUGAUUUUGUUUUUUACUUGUGUUAAGGGGAGUUCGUUUUGUGCGACAAUAUUAUUAGAUUAACCAAACUUUUUUAAAAAAAAUAAUCGCAAUAUGGGUUUACAUUGGUGUAGUCGUAUAGUUUUUACACAACAUAUAAACUGUUUCAAAAAAGAAGAAAACGAAUUUUGUAA
Molecule: messenger RNA, 1930 nt
Organism: Hydractinia symbiolongicarpus
Lineage: Eukaryota; Metazoa; Cnidaria; Hydrozoa; Anthoathecata; Hydractiniidae
Product: probable serine incorporator
Exons: 7
Coding region: 150-1478 (442 amino acids)
Cellular component (GO): membrane
Source: RefSeq, a predicted model, not a curated record